CGAACGCUCGCCUGCGUGCUCUCGGCUGCCUGCUGCUGGGUAGCUAGGUUAGCUCAAAGCUAUCUGAUAGAUCGACACGAUGAUCGAUGAAGGGGACGACGACCUGGACGAACUGCUCGAUGAAGUGGAGGAAAAGUUUUGUCGUAACGUCGCCGUCACUUCGCGGGCUCUGGUGACGUCGAGUGAGGCUGGGAAAAAAGACGAAGACGGUCGGAGAAAACAAAGCACCACAAAACCUGCACAGCCCAUAAGCAGCAUCUCUGAAGAUAUCGACGCUCUUCUGGAGGACUUACUGGAGGACGACUUCCCUGAUCGUCCUCAACAAAAGACUGACCAGUUUCCUAAAGCGACACAAGAGGAGAAGAAAGCAUCCUCACAGGGCGGAGGGAGGAAGUGCUGUCCUGUUUUUGUUGGCGGGAGUUCUGCACCAAAUGGUGUCGGAACAGCGACGUCGAAGAGGUGUUGUGACCAGCUGAGAUGUACCUCCUGUGACUUCCGGGUGCUGAUGUUUGACGACUGUGAGUGGGACUCGUCCUGUGAUUACCUUUUCCUCAGAAACAACAUGCCGGACCGUCACAAGCUCCGAGCCAAGCUGAAGAGGAGGAGAGGUUUCCGGGCGUACGCCUGUCAGUGCAGCUGGAUGUCCACGUCAGAGCCGACAGACCUCAGAGACCGAGAUCAGCUCAGAUGGGUCUGUGGAAAACACCAGGACUGAAGAACACAAACACUCACUGAGACGAUACAGUCAGACACACUUCUACUUUCCAUUCCUCUCUCUCUCUCUCUCUCUCU
Molecule: messenger RNA, 792 nt
Organism: Labrus bergylta (ballan wrasse)
Lineage: Eukaryota; Metazoa; Chordata; Actinopteri; Labriformes; Labridae
Gene: cfap418
Product: cilia and flagella associated protein 418
Cellular component (GO): cytosol
Source: RefSeq, a predicted model, not a curated record